CUACUAUUGUUCGUGAUGUUAUCAGUUCUUUCUUUAUACAAAAAGUGUAAUUCUUCGGCAAGGUUUAUUCUUCGUAUAUCCCGAGAAGUAUUCACCAAGUGAAAGGAAAUUCAUCAAGAAGAUGAAUCAAUCGGAUAGAUAUGCAUCGUUUAGUGAAACUGGCCUCGAUGGACCCGAUCAAGUACUACUUACGGACGCAGAUACCACGUGUAAUGCCGAUGGUAGAGUACGAAUAAAGUUAGAUAGCAAUGAAUCCAAUUCAUACCAACCCGUAUCAAUCCCUGGAGUUUUGACUAAAACAGCAAAGAUUUACCCUGAUCACAUAGCGUUGGUGUCUAGACCUGAUGUCAACGGCAAAAGAACCACGUAUACUUUCCAAGAAUACGAAUCUACUGUAAGAAUCGUCGCAAAAGCGUUUCUAAAGUUAGGUUUAGAGCGAUAUCACAGCGUCUGCAUAAUAGGAUUCAAUAGUCCCGAAUGGUUCAUUACCGAACUCGCGACUAUAUACGCUGGUGGAAUCGCUACAGGGAUUUAUACCACAAAUUCUCCGGAGGCAUGCCAAUAUUGCGCUGAGCACAGUCGAGCAAAUAUAAUAGUCGUUGAAGAUGAAAAGCAAUUGCUGAAAAUCUUGCAAAUAAAACACAAUUUGCCUCACUUGAAAGCAAUUGUUCAAUAUAAUGGCAUACCUACCGAAAAGGAUAUCUUAAGUUGGGGCGAUUUAUUGGACAUAGGUAAAAAAGAAUCGGAGGAUAAAUUACUAUCUGUGUUAGAAACGAUAGGAGUAAAUGAAUGUUGUAUUUUAGUAUAUACGUCGGGAACAGUCGGAAAUCCAAAAGCUGUAAUGUUAAACCAUGAUAAUGUUCUGUUCAAUCUACGGGCAUUAUUGUCAAUGCUACGUUUAAAAGAAAAAUCAGAGAUUAUAGUUAGCUAUCUGCCACUGUCUCAUAUAGCAGCACAGCUAAUUGACAUCGUAAUAAACAUUAUGUUAGCGAGCACAGUAUACUUUGCGGACUCAAGUGCAUUAAAGGGUACGUUAAUAAAUACGUUACUUGUUGCACAACCAACUUUUUUCAUAGGGGUGCCCAGAGUAUGGGAAAAGAUAUACGAAAAAAUGCAAGAGAAAGCGCAUAGUAACGGCGUAAUAAAAACCUGGAUUGCUAAAUGGGCAAAAGCACAAGCUUUUCAUUAUUACACGAAUAAAAUAAAUGGCAUAGAUUAUAAACAUUGGGGCUACGUUUUUGCUAAAUGGCUUGUUUUCGAUAAAGUCAAGGCAGCAUUAGGUUUAAACAAGUGUCACAACUUCGUUACCGCAGCAGCACCCUUGAAUACCGAUAUUAAAAAAUAUUUCCUAAGUUUAGACAUGCCUCUAUUAGAGGCAUAUGGAAUGUCUGAAUGUGGAGCUCAUGCAAUAAUUGACAUUAACAAAUACAGCAUGGAUGGUGUAGAAAGAACUUUACCCGGACUAUGUACAAAAUUAGACAAUAUAGAUGAACACGGCGAGGGAGAGAUUUGUAUGAGUGGACGACAUAUAUUUAUGGGUUACUUAAAUGCACCAGAAAAAACCGAAGAAGCCAAAGAUAAAAAUGGUUGGUUACAUAGUGGUGAUCUUGGCAAAUUAGAUUCAAAUGGGAAAUUGUUUAUUACUGGUAGAAUAAAAGAUCUUAUAAUCACAAGCGGAGGGGAAAAUGUGACAUCGUAUAAUAUAGAACAAUCGAUAUUAUCGGAAUUACCAUAUUUAAGUAAUGCUAUGGUAAUUGGAGAUCGUAGGAAAUAUUUAACGGUCCUUAUCACGCUUAAGAGUAAAAUGAAUGAAAAGACUGGCGCGCCGUUGGAUACGCUGGCGCCAGAUGUAUUAAAAUGGGCACAUUCUAUUGAUAGUAGUGCUAAAACAGUUACAGAAGUCAUAAACUCCCGCGAUACAGCCAUAUAUGAAGAAAUCGACAAGGCAAUUAAAAGAGCAAAUAUGCAAGCCAUAAGUAAAGCUCAAAGAGUACAGAAAUUCGAAAUUCUUCCUCAUGAUUUUUCGAUUCCAACUGGCGAAUUGGGGCCCACGUUAAAGCUUAAAAGGAACGUCGUCCAAACGAUGUAUGCUGAUUUGAUAGAUAAAAUGUAUGAAUAAAACUAUGCACUACACAAUAUCAACAUCGACUAACAAUAACAUAAUAUCAAUGUUAUAAUUUUAUAUUCAACAAUAUACAGUGCAACUCCGUUGAUCAUGCUGGGGACAAGAUAGUUCCUGUACCAAGUAAAUCAAAUAAUAGAAGUUCUGUACUUUAUUCCUGAACUUUCUCCUAUAUCAAUACUUUUAAUACCAAUAAUAAGAAUGAAGUCGAACACAUUGAGCUCCUAUUAUCCAAACUAUAAUAACGUAUACACCAUAGUUUGGAGCUCAGCUAAAUUCGUAUAUUUGGAACAGAGAUACGAACUGAUUCAUACAAAUAGAAUAAAAAGACGAAUUCUAUUGUAAAUAUAAUAUAACAUAUGUUAGGGUGCAUCUAGAAAUCUAGAUUAUCAAGCCGAACGUUGAAGCAAACAUUUCAAAAAUAACGCAACAAUACUAGAUACAUAGCUUUGGGUUACUCUCUUCGAAUGGAAAAUUAAACAGGGAUUUACAACUUUCUACAUUUAUUUUUUUGAUAAUGAAGUCUUCCAUAGAGAAGGGGGGUGGAACCCACAUUUUCCGCUUUGCAAAGUCAUUAGCGAGUUCAAGCCGGCAAAGCGGCUAAACAUGCUUACCGAGCGAAUGAGCAUGAUUGGUUCUUAUCAGAUGAAUUCAUAAUCACUCAUGUUUAAUUGCUCGGCGUGCAGGCCUACACUGUAAGAAAUUUCUGUUGUAAACUUCCAAAAGUAUUGGAUGUUUUUAUCCAACAAAAAUGUGUUGUAAAUUUAAACAGUAUUAUAUUGUAAAAUUACAAUAACAUUUUGUGGUAAAGUAUAUGCAAAUCUCUAAUACGCAUGCGCGGCACAUCAGUUUUGUAAAUUCACAACAAAUUUCUAUUGUAAAUUUACAAAUAUUAUGAAAUCACAGCAAAACGUUAUAUGGUUUGUAAAUUUACUGCAC
Messenger RNA from Trachymyrmex cornetzi, 3061 nucleotides. RefSeq names its product very long-chain-fatty-acid--CoA ligase bubblegum-like. The transcript has 12 exons. The record is from RefSeq and is a predicted model, not a curated record. Gene Ontology annotation, cellular component: endoplasmic reticulum; membrane. Gene Ontology annotation, molecular function: long-chain fatty acid-CoA ligase activity. The coding region runs from base 122 to 2119 and encodes 665 amino acids. NCBI's taxonomy places the organism in Eukaryota, Metazoa, Arthropoda, Insecta, Hymenoptera, Formicidae.